Dunckerocampus dactyliophorus (ringed pipefish) is the source of this 3867-nucleotide messenger RNA. RefSeq names its product zinc finger protein 507 (gene znf507). Gene Ontology annotation, biological process: regulation of DNA-templated transcription. The record is from RefSeq and is a predicted model, not a curated record. Lineage: Eukaryota; Metazoa; Chordata; Actinopteri; Syngnathiformes; Syngnathidae. The coding region runs from base 111 to 2972 and encodes 953 amino acids. The transcript is spliced from 7 exons. Gene Ontology annotation, molecular function: DNA-binding transcription factor activity, RNA polymerase II-specific; RNA polymerase II cis-regulatory region sequence-specific DNA binding.
CUCCGAGUCACGUGACCCGGGUUUCCAUCCUCGCCAUUUUGCAAUGUGGGGACACAGAAGCCGCGUUCUGACUGAGGAAUAAAACAAGUUGAGCUCGUGUAUGUGUUCACAUGUUUUUGUGUCAGGUCAUGGAAGACGUCAACAGUGUCGCUGUGCUUAUCGCCGCCACCGCCGCCUCCUCUUCCUCCUCCUCUCCGCCAUCCCAGAUCCAGCAAGCGGCGGAGGAGCAGGGCGCCGAGCCUCCUCAGCGAUUCCCGCACAAACAAGCUGCCAAUUCUCUCAUCCAGGUCAUAGAGAAGCUGAGUAAGAUUGUGGAGAAGCGACCGCAGCAGCACCGCUGCACCCUGACGGGACAGAAGGUCCAGCAGAGGGGAUGUGAGGGUGAGAGGGGCAACGUUGGAGAAGAAGAAAGAGGAAGAGGAUCGCCCUACAAGAAGGUCAGGAUGGAUGUUGAGGCUGAUGAGAGUUUGAUUGGUGACCUCAACAACAACGAUAACAACGUUAACGCCACUGGAAUGGAGGAGGAACAGAAGCAUACGUGCUACCAGUGCAGCCUGUGUCCCUACAUGUCGGCCACGCUGGCCCUCCUCAAGGAGCACCUGAAGCAGCACAACAAGCAGAACCAGGACCUCAUCCUCAUGUGUUCAGAGUGCCGCUUCAGCUCCCGAGACCAGGUCCAGCUGGAGGAGCACGUCAGGAUGCACCUGGACAGCUCGGACGGCAAGGACUCGCCUGCGUGGGAUCCUCUCGGUGAGGACGGCGGCCUGGUUGGGUCGGAAAGCGACGCAUGCUCCCCUGAGCAGCAGCAGCAGCAGAAGAAGUGGUACAGCUACGAGGAGUACGGCCUGUACCGUUGCCUGAUCUGCAGCUAUGUGUGCAGCCAGCAGCGCAUGCUCAAGACGCACGCCUGGAAGCAUGCCGGCCUCCUCGACUGCUCCUACCCCGUCUUUGAGGAGGAAGAAGAGACUCCCGCCAAGCGUGAGUCGGCGGCCGUCAACAACACAGCACCCCAGAAGCAGGUGGUCCUCCUUUCACCGGCUGUCCAGGAAAAGAUCCUGCAGAAGCUCCCGACGGCCUUCAAGCUGCAGCUGUGCGUGCCUCUUCCAGCUGGCAGCAAACAGGACGCUCUAAGUCCGCCUAGCGCCACCAAAGACGAGCAUAUCCACUACCCUGCGAAGGAUCUGACCCGUGGCGAGCCCAUGAUGGAGGUGCAUGUGACCACUGAGGCAGAGACUGAAGAGGAACUGUCCUCGGUGGCGGACAGCCUGCUGUCAUCAGCACAGAAGAUCAUCAACAACGAUCCCAAUAGCGUCGGACACAUGAACGUCAUCGUGGAGCGUCUGCCCUCAGCCGAGGAUUCUGUUAUGGCCGCCAAUCCGCUGCUGCUCGGCCCCGAUGUGGAAGGCCAGAGCUUACUGGAUGUGCCCACGGAGGAACAAGAAAACCAGGGCGCUCAUGGAGAGGAGGAGCUAGGCACUGACAUCACACCCUCCCUGGUUAGAAGUAGUGACUCACCGCGGGAUGAAAACGUACCUCCGGCCGGCCGCAAGAGGACCCACUCGGAGUCGCUCCGUCUUCACUCGUUGGCCGCCGAGGUCCUGAUCGCCAUGCCGAUGAGGACCGCUGUCUCCACGAGCCAGAAAGCGGUGGAGGCGACCACGGGAGGACUCAAGCCGUCAGAGGAAGAGACCCCAGCAACCCUGCUGGACACGGACCUUCACAGCAAGGUCAAGGACACGGGACUCGGGGAUGGCGACGGGGAAGGUCCUGCCGCUAAGGCCGGCAUCAGCUCGUCUUUGCUCACCGUCAUCGAAAGACUGCGGGAGCGCUCCGACCAGAACGCCUCCGAUGAGGACAUCUUGAAGGAGCUUCAGGAUAACGCCCAGGUCCACACCGGCGCCAUGCUGACCGCCAACGGAGCCCAGAGUUUUGUCUGCAGCGUGGCGGACGCACUGACGGCGCCGGGCGAUGGAGGGCUGGUGGACUACAUCCCCGGUAGCGAGAGGCCAUACCGCUGCCGCCUGUGCCGCUACAGCAGCGGCAACAAGGGCUACAUCAAGCAGCACCUGCGCGUGCACCGCCAGCGCCAACCCUACCAGUGUCCCAUCUGCGAGCACAUCGCCUCGGACAGCAAGGACCUGGAGAGUCACAUGAUCCACCACUGCAAGACCAGGAUGUACCAGUGCCAGCAGUGCCAGGACGCCUUCCACUACAAGAGCCAGUUGAGAAGCCACGAGCGGGAGCACCACAGCAACGUCUGCGACACAACGGCGCUCACGGCCGUCGCCGAAACAGCCACCGUUGCAGAAGAAUGUGAGCGGGAGGCAGACGAAGAAUGUGCUUCUCAGAAGACCUUCAAGUGUGACGCAUGCGACUACACCAGCACCACCUACGUGGGCGUGCGGAACCACCGGCGCAUCCACAACUCAGACAAACCUUACAGGUGCUGCAGCUGCAACUUUGCCACCACCAACAUGAACAACCUGAAGAGCCACAUGAGGAGACACCCUCAGGAGCAGCAGGCCGUGCAGCUGCUGGAGCAGUACAGGUGCUCGCUGUGCGGCUACGUGUGCAGCCACCCGCCCUCCCUCAAGUCGCACAUGUGGAAGCACGCCGGAGACCAGAACUACAACUACGAGCAGGUCAACAAGGCCAUCAACGAGGCCAUCUCACAGAGCAGCCGGGCGCCUGUCAAAGUGUCUGCAGUGCAGGAGUCCAUGACUGUGGCCUCACAGGAGGCGGACACCGCCGACUCCCAGAAACUGCAAAGAAAGGAGCCGGUGCAGGUGCAGGUGCAGCCCCGCCCCGGCAUGGAAUACUGCGUUCUUCUCUUCUGCUGCUGCAUCUGCGGCUUCGAGUCCACCAGCAAGGAACGUCUGCUGGAGCACAUGAAGGAGCACGAGGGCGACCUGAUCAACAUCAUCCUGAGCAAGGAGCAGCAAGCGGAAGCACAAGCGCCCCCGCCCCCGUAAACAACUCAGGUCUUUCUCCCGCUCGUUUACCUCAAACCACACGGAAGCCGGUCUGCUCUCUUGCCAAGAUGUCAUGUCGGUCACGGUCCGGCUACGUAGUGCUCGUGAACGUCCAUCAAUCAACAUGAUAGGAAUGUGCUACAAUACCUCCGCCAAGGCAGCACCUUCAUCAAUUUUUUAUUAUUGAGAGUUACAUUCCCUUUCCUGCAGUCUUCACAGCAACAUCUUCUCAGUACAUCUACUGCACUAUGUCAUGCCCAGUGGCGUACAUGGUGGACGUUUCCAACCACUCGUUUCAUGUUCUUUUGCCUCAGCCUGCUAGCUAAUAGAACAAGUUCCUUGGCGGAGGUAACAAGCUGUUUCCUCUGAUCCAAGUUCAUACCUCAACCAACCAACCAACCAGCCCUCAUCCACCAAAAUGUCACCGGUGCAAGGCAGCUCUUUUCUAACAGCUACUGUAAUAUUUAAUGUAUUUAAUGAUGCCUUUAUCUAUUUAUCCCUUUCUUUGUACGCACGCCACCUUCACUCUAAAGUGGAUUAUUAUUAUUAUUAUUAUUAUUAUUCUGUGUUUGUUUGUAGGAGUCAUGUUGGACUCAUCUUAGAGGAGCAGAGGAAAGGGAUGCCAACUGAGGGAACUCAUGUUUUAUUCCGUGGUCAUUUCCUAGAACGAUGCCUAAGCAGGAACAUGGAGACUAGCGUGUCAAGUUCAUUUCUUUGAUUUCAUUUUUUAUAGCCCCAACAUGUACGUUCUAUUUUUAUAUCUCAUCUUGUUGCUGGGUCUUUUUAAAAGACGCUUUCUAGCGUAAAACACCGACGUGACAAUAAAAUGUUUAAAGUCGCACUAAAGGUGUCUUAUUGUUUUACGCAUGCUAGAAAACUACAUCUGUGUUUUUUC